Molecule: messenger RNA, 4904 nt
Organism: Psylliodes chrysocephalus
Lineage: Eukaryota; Metazoa; Arthropoda; Insecta; Coleoptera; Chrysomelidae
Source: the annotation of a GenBank genome assembly
CGCAUCGGUUAGCGCGCACAUCGUGAAACCACCACGCCUGCGCUCAAAGAAUGGACAAAAUAAUUGUCCGUUCAUUCUUGCAAUGAAAAUUCUGUCGAUUGCUGCUGCGGAAUACGUUAAUUUUGGUAAAUUUUAUUAAUCCGUAACAAUAUUUUGUUUAAUCCUAGUCCAAUCUUUCAUUUUAUAUCAAUUUUGAGACAAUCAGGACGACAGAACUAAUGAAUUGAAAAGCAAGAGAUCCUGGAUAGGUGUUCAACAUAACAGAAAAUUCAGGAAAGUUCGACGAAAAAAAAUGUCUAAUUCAAGUAACAUUUAGAAUGUUUUGAAAGGUUAGUUUAAAGGAAAUUUUAGAUUACAGCAAUCUUGUUUUAUUUUGAAAAAAAAACAUAAUUGUUUAAAAAUCCUUAAUUUUAACAAUGCUUUAUCUAGCAAGAGUUUGACAGAAUUUAUUAUCUAACAGUAGUUGAUUUCACAAAUAGGACUAUCCAAAUUUUGAAACGAUGGUUUCGACGAGGCAAAUGACAAUAGGGAACAAUGGGGCUGGUGAAGGAAGCCAGUCUCCCAAUGAAGGGCCUGCUAAAUUUACUAGGAACAGUACUAGCACCACUGUAAGUGCUGGAUGCAGUAGUACUGUUCAAUAUAGCAAGGUUCCUUCACCUUCACCACCAGUGCAAUCGAUACAUCUUCUUGACUUACCUCAAGAAAUUAUAGAGAAGAUAUUUAGCUACAUAAAAUUUAAGAACAUCUGCCAGAUGAGACUGGUGUGCCGUACUAUAAAUCGCAUAUGUGGACAAAUUCUUAAUUCAAAUUUUCUACGUCUACAAAAUCAAAUGCUUCAAAGAUUCCAAGAGAUCAAGGCAAAAAUGCCCAGAAGAGAAUCAGCCCGCCGUAGCCACCAUCUUGCCUGUGAAAGUGACAUUAUAGAAACUCUACACAUGCGUCUUACUCUCCUACAAAUGUCUUUUGGAAAGCAUAUUGAAAGGAAGCACUGCUGUUUUUUCCCUGGAGAGAUUCUAGAUGAAGUCCUUGAAAUUUUGCAUUAUAUCAAAGUCACUCCUAAAUUAGAUUUACCCUACAAAGUUACCGAUGAAAUGUUUGAUUUGUCUACAAUGGCUAUGGAGUACUUCAAAGAAAAGAUUGAACCAAACUUGCCUGAAAUUGCUUAUUUCAGUUCAGACUUUUUAAACUUCACAGGUAGAUUUUCAAAUUCAUCUGCACUUCUUUCGGAGACGUCGAAAGACAGCGGCCAUGCCUCCACAGAUGAACUAGAAAGUGGAGAAGACAUGGUUGAAACCAUCCCACAAUCAAAUAUGGUGUUGCGAAAGCGCAUCCGUAAAAUUAAACAAGGCAUGAAACGUUACAACAGUCAAUUGAGUCUGUUGCGCCAGGAUCUGCGAUCCUGCAAGAAAAAGACUUCUGAUCAACAGAAACAGAUUUCUGAACAACAGAAGCAACUCGCAGAUCAACAAAAACAAACUUUAGAAUAUGCUACUCGCUUAGAUGAAUAUGAUAAGAAGAACGAGGAAAUUUCUCGAAAAUUUAGUACUUUAUUACAAGAAUUGAACAAAUGCAAAACUGAGUUGCAAUACUGGCGAUGUAGGUCUCCAGCUACUCCAGCUGUAUGCAAUAAUUGUGGAAACGCCAUUGUUCCUCAACCAGAAGAAAUUCAGGCCCUUAUGAAUCAAGGCGUCAAUCCAGAAGGUUUAGGUUUAUUUUAUAAGAAUUCGCGAUAUAAUUGUUAUUCACACUUAGGAAUAGAGCCAGCUUCUGACUUAGUACACCUGGAAACUGUGGAAACGUCCAAACCAGUUGACGAAGAUCAGAAAGCAUGUGAAAAAAAGAUGAUCAUGUUGGACCAGCCAAGCACUUCAGUGGAAUCACAUCCCGUGAAGGCAAAACGAAAAGUAGACGAAGAAAAAGAUGAACAACCUAAAAAGAAAACGCGGCGAUUCGCUAAGAUACGCAACAAGCGCAGUGCGAAGGUUUAAAUAUGUUUCUUUUUUGGACUUUUUCAUUCGAGGGCAUACAAUUUACAAAAUAUGCUUCAUUAUCGUAGUUGAUGUGUAGCAGACCAGUUGUGAAAUAGAUUAGAAGAGUUAUUAGAGGUUAGGGUAAGUGAACAAUUAUUGCUUAAAGGACGUAAGAAGAGGGUAUUACUUAAUCAAAACUUUUCUAAUACGCACAUUGUAUAAAUCAAAAAGUUUGUAGCGGUUUUUAUAAAUUAGUUGCGGUAAUAAUAUAGGAUCUUAACUUAUAAUAUUAAUUUUCAUACAAUAUAGGCUUAUUUAUUACUUUUAAGAAUUAAACAUUUUGAAUUGGCAAGUUGUACAUUUGGAUAAGGGAUAUUACUUUAGAUUAUGCAAAUCUGCCAAGAUUUUACAAAAGCAGUUUUGCUAAUUCCUAAAUUGAUCUCAAAAGUUGACAAUUUUUAAACAAAUUUAACAUUUUUGUAUGCUUGAAAAGUUUUAUUUCCGAAACUGAAUUUAACAUAUAGACUGAACAGUGAACAUUAUUAAAAAAUUAAAAUGUUACAAACGAUUGGCUGGUACAAAAGACAAACCAAAUAUACUUAAUCACAGCUUCCAUACAGUCUUUAGAAUUAGUUCUUAUUUACGUCCAUUGACAUUCUGUGAAACGACCCUACAAACAUCCGACUCUGCCCUAAAGGAUCACUUACUUCUUUAAGCUCUUAUUGUUAUGUGAAGUAGGGAUUUUGAAUUAAAAAAAAAAAAACAUCGGGAGACUGGUUAUACUAUGGAAAUUUUGCCCCAUUCCAUCCUUCCUCUCAUUUUUAUAGUUGUAGCUUUACCUUCACGCACUGCAAACUCUUCAAAAACCACCUUUAAAAAGUGACAAAUGGAUAUUCUAUUUUAAAAAUUUGGGGAGGUACUGUGAAGUUGAUAAAAGAAACAGGGCCCCUUUACAAAUAUUGAACACAAAGUGAUAAGGAAAACAAUGAGCAAUGUAGUAAAAAUACUUCAUUGUUAUUAAAUCUGACCGACCAACCUAUUUCUAGCAGAUUUCUUAGUUUUGUUGAACAUUUGAGGAAGCUCUGUCUGAAAGGAAUGAUUUUUUUUAGUUUUAGUUAAGUAACCACAUUAUAUUUAUUUGUAUGACCAAUUUUAUAUUGUACAUAAUUUUUUUAGCUGUUAUUAUCCAACAGUAUUUAUAUGAAAUUUUUAAAAUUACUAAUCCAUCAAUAUUAGGAUUUCGAUUUAUUAUUUUAUCUAAUUUUGUAAUCUUUCAUCAACUUAUUGCUUUAAAAUUUUGUAUCCCCCAAAUUUAGGAUAUUAGAAUAUUGUCACAGUCGACGUAGAAAGUACAAUAAUAAAUAAUCAGCUUUAAGAAAAUAUUGCAAUCACUGUCUAUUGUAUAUUGUCUGUAUCCGUUGUUAUUUUGUGCAAAGAAAUUUUCGGGAAUGUCCUGUUAUGAUGAGAGACUAUAAGUGAGAUUUUAAUGUUUUUUAAAAUAGCAACGGAUAUGUCUCAAGUGUCCAUAUUUUUGUAGCCAACACAAAACGAUGUGUCUAGACACAAAAUAUGUUAUUUCAUUCGAUUUUUACAAUUUUUUUGUUGUAAAUUAGUUUGUCAAGCAAUAUUUCCAAAAAAUAUGUAUAUACCUUCCCAUUAUUCCAGGUAAUGUAAUGUCGCUAGACCUCUCUUUGUUAAUGUUAAACCUAUAAAUAAAUCUAUAAAACUAUAAAUACGAGGGGGAUAAAAAACAGGAUGUAAUUCUUAGGUUUAAACUAUCUAGGUCCGUUUUUUUAAUAAGUUAUUGACAUAAUAUCUAAGUCCUAUUUAAUACUAUCUAAUGUCCUAAGAAGCCGUAUGGGGAAGAAAACUUGCCUAGAAUUGUCUGCGUUAUAUGGCAAUAAAACUUUCAAAUGCAUAAUACUCAAAACCAAUAGAAAAUAAUUUAUUGACUUGUGUCAUAGUCAGUUUGAUGAAAUACACUCGUUGAGGGGUUUUUCAUUUUUAAAAACAGUUUUUAAUCUGAAACAAGAAAAUCUCACGGAUUGAAAACUGGUGAAAUAUAGGGCAUGGAGAUAUUGGAUAACAACCUUCAUAUGAACACUCCUCUAUCACGUGAUAAAAAAUUAACAACAUCUCAUAUGCAUCCGAUGUGGGAUUCUCCAAUCAAGAGAAAACAUUUUGAUUUUAGUUCUAGAGUGGAUACAAGAAUAACUGCAUAAUUUAACGUUCAUUAUAAAACAUAUUUUUCUGUUUGGGUUUUUGUUUCAUCAUUCCUACAUUUGGAUACGCCUAUGAAACUCGUUUAUAAAUUUGUCGACGUAAACACGAGAUCGUAAUGUUGCGGCGUAGAUUGUACUUCGAACAACUCUACCAAUUAAAAACACUAAUAUCAAAUCUUCCAAUAAAAGCUGGUACGUCCUCUAGAAAAUAAUUAAUUAGUUUUGUGUUCCCCUCGUAUAUAUCAUGCUACAGCCAUAUCUAUAAAGACAUUUAUAAAAUGUAAAUAUGGAAUUAGGUGUUAACGUUAUUUUUUGAAAGUAUUGCUUCCACUAAAAAAUGAUAAAUUCAGUACCUAAUUUAGUUGUAAUAUAAACUUGUGUUUUUACGGUUAUAACCAUAUAGACUAAGUGAAUUUAUAGUUUAUUUCAUAUAUAUGUUAAAUUGAAUUUUAUUAUUAAUUUUUUUGUUAGAUUUAAAAAAAAAUAAUUCAGCUAAUUUGGACUCACAAAUUCACAUUGGUAACGUAAUUUUUCUCAUAAUCUUAUAGUCAAAAACGCAACUUAUCCGAUCCCAAUUUUCUAAAAAAGAAUAGAUUUGACAUUCUAAUUUUUUUUACAUAAUAUAUAUAAAUAUUUUUGUGGGAAAAAUUACCAUUUUAAUUUAAUUUGAAUGAAGUGUCCUUUUGUUUAUUUUUAAUAACUAGUAUAGGAG